CCUCCAGCCGGCUGUGAGGCGGCGAGGGAUGUGAGUCGUCCUUCCAGUGUGCGCGCCUCCAUCAUGGCCCUCAACAUCCCCGGCGUGAGCGUCAUGAUGCUCUUCUACCUGCUGGUCCUCGCCAUCGGCGUCUGGGCCUCCAUCAAGUCCAAGCGCGAAGCCAAGAAGGGCCGGGGGGACCAGACGGAGAUGGCCCUGCUGGGGAACCGCGGCAUCAACCUGGCGGUGGGCAUCUUUACCAUGACAGCCACGUGGGUCGGAGGAGGGUUCAUCGUGGGCACCGCGGAGGCCGUGUACAACCCGUCCAUGGGACUCAUCUGGGCCGUCAUGCCAGUGACGGCCACCAUGUGUUUCAUCUUUGGAGGUGUGUUCUUUGCUGAGCCCAUGAGAAACAACAAGUACGUGACCAUGAUGGACCCCUUCCAGAUCAAAUAUGGAAAAGUGGCCACGGCCACGCUGUCGCUGGCCUGCCUCGUAUCGGAGAUUAUGUGGGUGACAGGAACACUGAUAGGAUUAGGCGUCACCAUGAGCGUGAUCCUGGAUCUGUCGUACACGGUGAGCAUCUGGAUCUCGGCCGCCGUGGCCAUCACGUACACGCUGCUCGGCGGCCUCUACUCGGUGGCCUACACGGACAUCAUCCAGCUCGUCCUCAUAUUCAUCAGCCUGUGGAUGUGUGUUCCCUUUGCGCUGAUGAGCCCGGCGGUGUCGGACAUCACCCAGACGGCCUACAACAACACCUUUCAGCCACCGUGGGUGGGUUCCUUGGAGAAGGACCGAGUCUGGCGGUGGAUUGAUAACUUCUUGAUCCUGGGUUUGGGGAACUUGGGGCUUCAGAACUUCCACCAGAGGACGCUGUCCGCCGCCUCCUCCUCCACUGCCAAGAUCACUUGCUUCGCCGCAGCCUUCAUCGUUCCCACGCUGGGAAUUCCUCCCAUCCUGCUGGGUGCAGCGGCUGCAUCAACAGACUGGAACUUGACCUCUUACGGUUCUCCGUCUCCGUUUGAGCGAGGGCAAACGGGUCUGGUUCUGCCCAUCGUCCUGCAGCAUCUCACCCCGCCCUACAUUUCUAUCGUUGGCAUCGGCGCCGUGGCUGCCGCUGUGAUGUCCUCCACUGACUCCGCCUUGCUGUCAGCAGCCUCCAUCUUCACCUCCAACAUCUACAAGAACAUCCUGAGGACGCAGGCAUCCCAGCAGGAGAUCCAGUGGGUGAUCCGGGCGUCUGUGGUGGUGGUGGGCCUGGCCGGAACGUCUCUCACUUUUCUGGACAACAGCGUCCUGAUGAUCUGGAUGCUGCGAUCGGAUCUCACCUACACGCUCAUGCUGCCACAGCUGGUCUGCGUCCUCUUCUUCGCCGUCUCCAACGGAUACGGCGCGGUCCUGGGCUGUGUCACGGGGAUGCUGCUGAGGGUUCUGUGCGGAGAGCCACUCCUGGGCAUACCGCCCUUAAUCCGAUUCCCAGGUUGCACUCUAGUAAACGGAGUCUACGUGCAGCUUUGGCCCAUCCGAACCAUCUGCAUGCUGUCUGCGGUGGCAGCCAUCUUGGCCUUCUCUUUCCUGGCUUCCAUGCUCUUCCGCAAAGGGCUCAUUCCUGAGAAAUGGGACGUUUUCCAAGUGAAAAGUCAAGACUCGGAAGAAACACAAGAUGUUGCCAAAUACGAGAUUAAAGACGAGGACUUGAAAGAACAAAACGAAACCAACGAGGUUUGUGAGCCCAUGUUGGAAUCGGCUUUUUAAGGAAAGAAUACAACUGCAGAAUAGUAUAGGAAUAAAUGUAUGCAAGUUUAUUAUAGCUUCAUUUGUACAUGUAUGUAUGCUGACAUGCAUACAUUGGAAGGAAUACCGGCUCUCUGUUUUAAGAGCUUAGCAUUUUCUCUGCAAUUUUAUGCAGCAGUGACACUUCCAGGCAUGAUGGACAAACUAUGUCCUGCAGAUGUGGUGUUCAUGCACAAGCGCCAAAAAGACAUGAAUGUUUUCACAAUCAAUACGAUUGUCAGAGAAUUAGCAGUAGAGGUGAUGGAAAUCUCACUUUCUUUUUUUACUUUAGUUUUUUUAGCUUGUAGACCGUGUGAGAAGGGCUCACUUUUUGUUGUAGACAACAGAAAAUCUUGGGAUCCCCACUUUCCACGAGCACUUAGUGUGUAAAUCUGCCUGCCUAUGCAAACCUACAGUAUGUGUGAAUGACUUGUCAUUAAACCCUUCAUUAGCC
Messenger RNA from Dunckerocampus dactyliophorus (ringed pipefish), 2206 nucleotides. RefSeq names its product high-affinity choline transporter 1-like. The transcript is spliced from 8 exons. Gene Ontology annotation, molecular function: choline:sodium symporter activity. The coding region runs from base 64 to 1734 and encodes 556 amino acids. NCBI's taxonomy places the organism in Eukaryota, Metazoa, Chordata, Actinopteri, Syngnathiformes, Syngnathidae. The record is from RefSeq and is a predicted model, not a curated record. Gene Ontology annotation, cellular component: plasma membrane. Gene Ontology annotation, biological process: transmembrane transport; acetylcholine biosynthetic process; choline transport.